This is a messenger RNA of Zychaea mexicana, 1083 nucleotides long. Its product is annotated as ELMO/CED-12 family-domain-containing protein. NCBI's taxonomy places the organism in Eukaryota, Fungi, Mucoromycota, Mucoromycetes, Mucorales, Lichtheimiaceae. The transcript has 7 exons. Gene Ontology annotation, molecular function: GTPase activator activity. Bases 1 to 1083 code for a protein of 360 amino acids. The record is from RefSeq and is a predicted model, not a curated record.
AUGACCCUAUUCUGGCUCCUCGUGCUCAACCGAAUCUACCAGUCACCCGUGCUUUUGGCCUUGUACAAGUUCUACAAGACAUGUGUGCACUUGACAACCAUGACGUCUGAAUUGUACCGCAUUAGCAAUGCAGCAGCUCAUCAGCUAGGCUGGUACAAUGAACUUGCAUUUCUCAGCAACGACGACAGCGAACUUGAUGAAGAACAAGAAAAGUCGCCUUUAAUAAAGUCACUUUCUCCACAAGAGCAAGAGGCGGCUAUUCCUCCCCUUGUCGUGUAUCGGAUUGACCGGUCAAUUCUGUUCUCAAAACAAUUGGAUGCAGAACGACGCAGCCUUGAAAAUGCAUCAGGACAAUUAGAUGAAGUCGCAGAUAUGAUCAUGGCCAAGAAAGGCUUUGCUGGAUCAAAGAAAAGCGAAACCUAUGUAUUGACGAUCCAAAUCAACGAAAGAGCGCAUACCAAAUACGAUUCAACCAAUUCAGUACACGAACAGAAGCUAUUAAAGUUAUGGAAAGCAUUGAUGCCCGACACCGAACUUGAAUCACGGUUGACUCAACAAUGGGCAGAGAUUGGUUUCCAGGGUAAUGACCCUGCAACUGAUUUCCGUGGCAUGGGACUCCAGGGGCUUGAUGAUCUCGUAUAUUAUGCAACGACACACACCGAUUCAGCCCAACGUACUUUUUCGAGCUCACGCCAUCCCGUAUCCUGGUACCCUUUUGCCAUUGUCGGCAUCAAUAUCACACAAUGUGCAGUCCAAGCUCUGCGAACACGUCAAAUGCAGUACUAUCUGUAUAAAUAUGGCGCUGAUAAAAAAGCCUAUAGCGAAUUUUAUUGCUACUUGUAUCAUAGAUUUAAUGAUUUUUGGAUCUCUCACGAACAACCGCGACUGACGGUGAUGGAUUUUGAAAUGAUAUUUAAAGAGUUCAAGACACAGAUCAAUAAGGAAUUGAUGAGACACAAAGCGAUGCCAUUAAGUGAAUGGCUUGAGCAACGACGGAUGGAACAAGAGGAAUUGCAACAACAGCAGCAGCAGCAGGAGGAUGUAGAUAAUACAUACAUCAAUGAAAAGCAACAUGUAGAUUAG